UGAGCAUCACCAAACAACAUAAAAGGACUCAGGUCUGGGCUUCUGGGUCCACAAUCGCCAGGAAGAGUCUUCUGCAGCCUCCACAGAAUCAGGCUCACACCCGUCCCUCCGAGAUGUCCUGCCAGCAGAACCAGCAGCAGUGCCAGCCCCCUCCCAAGUGCCCCACCCCCAAGUGCCCCCCCAAGAGCCCAGCACAGUGCUUGCCUCCAGCCUCCAGCUCUGGGGGCUGCUGUGCCUCCAGCUCUGGGGGCUGCUGUGGCCCCAGCUCUGGGGGCUGCUGUGGCCCCAGCUCUGGAGGCUGCUGUGGCCCCAGCUCCGGGGGCGGCUGCUGCCUGAGCCACCACAGGCGCCACAGGUCCCACCGAUGCCGGCGCCAGAGCUCCAAGUCCUGUGACAGUGGCAGUGGUCAGCAGUCUGGGGGCUCCGGCUGUGGCCACCAUGGCUCUGGGGGCUGCUGCUGA
Rhinolophus ferrumequinum (greater horseshoe bat) is the source of this 461-nucleotide messenger RNA. Its product is annotated as late cornified envelope protein 3D-like. Lineage: Eukaryota; Metazoa; Chordata; Mammalia; Chiroptera; Rhinolophidae. The transcript is spliced from 2 exons. Gene Ontology annotation, biological process: epidermis development. Bases 114 to 461 code for a protein of 115 amino acids. The record is from RefSeq and is a predicted model, not a curated record.